This is a messenger RNA of Homarus americanus (American lobster), 3214 nucleotides long. RefSeq lists its product as uncharacterized. Gene Ontology annotation, molecular function: G protein-coupled receptor activity. The record is from RefSeq and is a predicted model, not a curated record. Gene Ontology annotation, cellular component: membrane. Gene Ontology annotation, biological process: G protein-coupled receptor signaling pathway. The transcript is spliced from 2 exons. NCBI's taxonomy places the organism in Eukaryota, Metazoa, Arthropoda, Malacostraca, Decapoda, Nephropidae. The coding region runs from base 168 to 2345 and encodes 725 amino acids.
AGCUCAGUAUUGUUGAUAUUCUCGACCGGUGAAGAACAACAGCGUCUAAACUGGUUUCUUUUAUCGAUACACACACACAUCAACCAAUGGGUGAACAUUAACAGCACUACGAAUUCUGAUUGGCUGAUAUCACUGCCUAAUGUAGAACGCGUCACAACGUAAACAAAAUGAUGAUGAAGUAUGCCGAGGAGGUCCUCAUGCUGCCACUGCUGUUGAGUACGAUUACUGUGGGAGGGAGCCUGCAGCUCGCCGGGGCCCAGGAAGAAUGCAACCCAAAAUGUCCUUUCGUAAACGAUUCUACAUUGAUUUCACCGCUACCUGAAGCCAUGUCGAAAACUACCAACAGUCGAGGAACCGCCAGCAAAAAUCGUGGUCAAGUUAGUGGGAACAACAACACCAAGAACAGCGGUGACAACGCAAUUCUGAACUCCGUCUCUCUUACUGCUUCACAGGAUCGUGUUUUUGUGGGAGAGGACAAGUUACUCGGUGGCAAAGUCUCUCCCUCAACCUCACUUCCGUCCUACCUUCCCAAGGAUCCCUACCAGGGGACACAGGAAACUAUGCGACAGGCAGAAUCCUCCACAAGCUGGGUGAUGAACAUCGACAGGCACUACUUGUGUCGCCAUCCUCCACGCACGUUCUCCUCGGCAAACCUCGGCAAUAAGGAACUGUGUGACGGCAAAGAAGGUCUAACUUUUGGUUUCAAUGAAACUUAUGAACUGUGUGAUGAUUUAUAUUUCAUGUUGUAUAGAAGCAAUAAAGUUGCUUUCUUCUCGGUAGAUUAUUUGAACAAAAACGUUUCAUUCAAAGUGUAUGAGAGUGAGCGUUACGCCAAUCUCUGUCUGCCACUGUACAAGAGGUAUAAUAAGUGUGAGGGUAAUAAGUUUGCCACCGUCUGUCGUGAGACUGAUAACCUAAGUGUUGUGUUCGUCAACCAGCUCACCUGUCCUCGCCCAGUUGACUAUUACAGUAGUAAGUAUUUUGAAGUAUAUAUCGUGUGGUAUUUGGUCAAUAAUAAUAUAACCAGUUUAGAGAUGGUCUGUGAAGGAACUUGUAGGAUAAUCGACGGUGAAGUGAAUGGGGUGUCUUUCAAACUUUCGAAUCUUCAUUUUGUUUCUUUAAGUGGCAAAUCUUGUGAUAACAAUCCAGUCGGGAUAGCUCUAAUGAGAGAGAGGAACACCACCAUGUACGAGUUGGUCAACAUAUACUGGCCCUGCUGCUUCGCCUACUAUACAGUUGUGUGGCUGGAUAACCCUGCGGACUACGGGCUCAAUGCUGCUUGGAGUUACUUACCGACGCCGUGCCGAACAGGUGAAGUGCUCUUGAUUUUGAUGGUGGGAGGUAUAGGUGCGAGCGGGGUUUUGGGCAACCUGCUGGUGGUGAUGGUCAUGCUAAGUGGAGGUCACAGGGGUCAGGAGUCAUGUGUGCUCCGCACCUCCCUGGCCACAGCUGACCUCCUCACGGCCCUCAUAGUGGUAGUGCCAGCUUUCUUUCAACACCUCGCGCCCUUCCUCAACCCACCUCAAUUACGGGAAUGGCGGUGGGACGACGACCCUAGUUCAAACUAUUCUAACAACCUAACAUUGGGAUUUUAUAAAAGUGACAGUGGGUUCCCCCUUCUACGGAGUCUUACAUUUAGCAUUUGUUCCAUUGUAUCAGUACACACUCUCUGUUUACUGAGCUUCGAGAGAUUUGUGCUCACUACCAGACCUUUACGCUACAGAGAAUACAUUUCAAUGUGUUGGGUUAUGUUAGCCAUCACCUUCAUUUGGCUAAUCGGAAUAAUUAACGCUUUACUUCUCGCUUCAGGAGAAAAUGGAAUUAGUUUAGGUUACAACUCUAUGGUCAAGAUACCGUCUGGAAUUUCAGAGGACUCUUCAUUCCAUAGUGGAGGUUAUUUUUACUUUCAUAUCCUGCUGGCCAUAUUAUUAGCCUUGUCUGUAGCGUCGACGAUCGUGUUCUCCACUAUAGCAAUCAUCAGUUUUGCUAUAGAGCAAAUCCAUUUAGCUGCUGAGAUGGAGACCUUGAACAUGAGAGUUUCCCGCUUUUUCCACGAAGAAAGUCGGUACAUCUUCUUCAGCCAGUUGAUGAUGACAAUAUUGUUUCUUCUCUCUGUUAUUCCAGGCGGCAUAGUGAUAUUGUUUCACCUCAUCUUAUACCAUUACCAAUUCGACAUGGGCAGUUACGAUCACCUUUUCGAAUAUCUCGGUUGGUGGUUCUUCCUGGCGGCAACGGCCUGGAACCCUUGGCUCUACAACAUACGAAGUCACCAGUUUCGGGGUGACGCAGCCAACACGCUCCGUCGGCUGUGCUCUGGCCUACUGCCCAAGACCCACAGCAUCUGAUCUGCUCCCGGGUACAGCUCAAGAUCCUACAUCAGACCUUUAAUGGUAAAUGAGGUACAGACUUAUGAUAUCAGAAAAGAGAUGAAUCAAUGGUCCCAAUACUUCAAUAACUCGUUCAAACAAUCGGAAAGUUUCAUAGCUUAUUAAGUUAAUUUUUUCUUCAUUCAUCCGAACCACGAAAUAUAUAACAAUCAACAAUAUCUAAACAAGAUUAAAACAUUUGUCGGAAUUUUCAACCUGAUAGGAUUUUAAUUCACGUGUGAGGUAUUUCCAGCGUUACAGAGCAGCGCUCACUAUAGAACUCAGAGGUGUACAGGACGCGACACUGGAAAGUUAUUAACAUUAGACUAAAUGACUUAAUGUCCUCGUUGCCACCCAACCCUCACUGCCACCCAACCCUCAGAGCCACCCAACCCUCACUGCCACCCAACCCUCAGAGCCACCCAACCCUCAGAGCCACCCAACCCUCGCUGCCACCCAACCCUCACCGCCACCAAACCCUCAGAACCACCCAACCCUCACUGCCACCCAACCCUCAUUGCCACCCAACCCUCACUGCAACCCAACCAUCUGUGAAGGAAUGGAGAGAAGAUGACGCAAAUAACUAAACUAAUCAUCACGACACUUGAUAACUGGAACUGACGUGAUAGGCCAGCAGAGGAAAUAAAAUGAUUGAACUAUUAUGAGAGGUUCGACAUGUGGGUACAGUGAGGGAAGGUUCAUCCUGUAGUGUUAUGUACAGUGAGGGAAGGUUCAUCCUGUAGUGUUAUGUACAGUGAGGGAAGGUUCAUCCUGUAGUGUUAUGGUACAGUGAGGGAAGGUUCAUCCUGUAGUGUUAUGGUACAGUGAGGGAAGGUUCAUCCUGUAGU